Messenger RNA from Carassius carassius (crucian carp), 1245 nucleotides. RefSeq lists its product as uncharacterized. The record is from RefSeq and is a predicted model, not a curated record. Bases 179 to 523 code for a protein of 114 amino acids. The transcript has 6 exons. Lineage: Eukaryota; Metazoa; Chordata; Actinopteri; Cypriniformes; Cyprinidae.
UUAAGGCGAAAAGAAGGAACGAAAGAGAAAGAGGCUUUAGUCUUAAGAUAAUCAUGAUGGCACAGAGACUUUUUCAUUGUGUGUCUCAGCAGGCUUGGUGAUCAGUUUAAACUGGGAAGCGGAGUUGAUGCUACAGCCAUUGCGGGUGAGAUGGUGAGAGGGGGGAGGGAGUGAGGUCAUGGGCUGCACCUCGGCUAAGCAGGUGUCGGCUGUGCCCAACGACGAAGAGGGCCGGGGCAAAGCCUACAGCAACGGAGACCUCUCUGAUGAAUAUAAGAUGAAGGGAGUGGAGGAAGUAAAGUACAUGCAAGGAGAAGAAGACAGAGUAAACGCACGCAACCAGGAGAACUUGGAGAAGAGCUCGACGCAGCACAGGACCAAACAGCACAAAGAGGUGCCUGGGCCCAGUGCCAACAAGACGAACAUACAUACGUCAGAGAGUCAGCAGGAGUUCUUCAGAAUGCUGGAUGAGAAGAUUGAGAAGGGGCGGGACUACUGCUCAGAGGAGGAGGAUGUGACAUAGCAGAAAGGCGCCAGAUCUUGCCAGAGAUGGAAAUAGAGUGUGAACUCAAAAAAAUCAGUGUUUCCUAUGUCUGUAACACUCUGUUGAUCUGAGAGCGAAUGUGCGUGCGAGUGUGUGAGAGCGUGUGCUUGUGAGAGCGAGAGAAUGCAGGACUUUUCCUCAUAGGCUGUUGCAUCCUUGACCCUUUCUCCUCUCUUGGGGUUGCCUUGCUUGGAGAUCUAGAUUAUUUUGGGUGAAGAAAGAACAGCUCGAUUGAUGUGUUAACACAGACUCACUCUGACAUGAAAUGAGGACCCCUGUCCCCCUCCGCUCCUCUCCUCCUACGGCCAGUAUUGAAAUGGCCCCCUUCCUCUGCCUAGCUAUGACGAUGCCAUCUGAGAGAGAGAAAGAGAGAUCAUGUCAAGGAAAGCGAGAUGAAAGGAUAUGGAGAGAAAAAAAGAUGCCCCUCCCAGUCCUUGUUUUAAGUGGCAGGCCAGAGAAAAGUGACAUAUGGAGGAACAAGAAGAGAGCUUACGAACAACCUCUGGAGAUAACGGGGAGUCAGUUUAAAAUGGAGUGUUGUGGGUUUUUGGGGGGAGAACUGAUUGAACAAGAGAGAUAUUUUAUGAAGAGUGGCUAUAUGAAUGAACUGGCUGAUUAUUUUGAUAUUUUGAUGAGAGCGUCGUUUUUGAACAUUUGAGUCUGGACACUGCCUUUUGAAGGACUUUUUAAAAAUUUGUUGA